AUAAUGAAUCUGAGCCUUAGACAGAGGAAAUCGCACCCACUAAUGUGAACUAACACGACCAAAGUAGGCGCAUAAUAGACAAGACUAGGAGCUGCUAACCACUUCUACACAAUGGCAUUAAUAAGAUUAACCUGGGCAAUUAGCCGGUGCAGCAGAGAUCAAGCCUAAAUCUGGGGCCUUUCUAAAAAGCCCACUAAUGGAAAGGAUUACGUUAAUUUCAUUAAUUCUCAAUACACAGACUCGGGCUGCUUUCACUCCUUUGUGUAACCCCCACCUCUUCCCCACCAAAAAAGGGGAGAAAAAAAAAUCAAAUCUGGUUUUGUUUGUCAUCUGCAUAUUACCAGGAACUAAAUCCAGGAUGACGUCGCCUGGGUAUAAAAAAGGGAAGAGGUUCAGAUGGAUUAUACUCCGAGUAGCCCUCUGGGUUGAGAUCAGUAAACAGGCGAGAGUUGAGGGGGGAAAGUUCCAGGGGUGGAUCCUGCGCACACGCACACACACCGCACACGCGCGCACAGACACACACGCACACUCUGCCCGCAAGCUGCCCUCGGAAAAGGCACUUUUCUUUUCGCUCCGAUCCCUUUUUAAAAUUUAUCCGAAAAGUUUCGAUUUCGUGUCCUUCCAGCCUCUUCCCCCCCCCUCCCCGGCCACCACCUACCCUCCCUCCCGCCCUCCUCCCUCCCUCCCCCGGCCGGUCCCCGCCGCCCUGCCCCGCACGGUUUGGGGCAUGCCUGUGAGCAUGUUCAGCAUCGACAAUAUCCUGGCGGCCAGACCUCGCUGCAAGGACUCGGUGCUGCUGCCCCCGAGCGCCGCGCCCGUCGUCUUCCCCAGCCUCCACGGGGACUCGCUCUACGGCAGCGCCUCCGACUACGGCGGAUUUUACUCCCGGGCGGUGGCUCCCGCCUCCGCGCUGCCGCCGGCCGUCACUGGAUCUCGGCUCGGCUACAACAACUACUACUACGGGCAGCUGCAUGUGCCGGCGUCCCCCGUGGGCCCUUCGUGCUGCGGGGCCGUGCCGCCCCUGGGCGCGCAGCAGUGCUCCUGCGUCCCCCCCGCAGGUUACGAGGGCACUGGGUCAGUCCUGAUGUCCCCUGUUCCCCAUCAGAUGUUGCCCUACAUGAACGUGGGCACUUUGUCCCGGACGGAGCUGCAGUUACUGAACCAGCUGCACUGCAGGAGAAAAAGACGGCACCGGACAAUCUUCACUGACGAGCAGCUGGAAGCGCUGGAAAACCUCUUCCAGGAAACGAAAUACCCAGACGUGGGCACGAGGGAACAGCUGGCCAGAAGGGUGCACUUAAGAGAGGAAAAAGUGGAGGUUUGGUUCAAAAACCGCCGGGCGAAGUGGCGGAGGCAAAAGCGAUCGUCUUCGGAGGAAUCAGAAAACGCACAGAAGUGGAAUAAAGCGUCUAAAACGUCACCGGAGAAGAGACAAGAGGACGGGAAAAGUGACUUGGACUCUGACAGCUGAUACUUCUAAGUGGGGGGGACAUUUCCCGUGGACUGUCGGAUACGCUCCAGAGGAUGCUACUAAUCUUGCACAAGAUCUGCCUUGUUGGAGGGGGAAAAUAUCUGUAUAUAAUGUACAAUGCCCCGAGCUAAUUCCGUGUAAAUAAAAUGUGUUGCGGAGGUGUUGCACAGG
Motacilla alba alba is the source of this 1642-nucleotide messenger RNA. It is a transcript of the gene GSC, whose product is annotated as goosecoid homeobox. Bases 197 to 1471 code for a protein of 424 amino acids. The transcript has 3 exons. Gene Ontology annotation, molecular function: RNA polymerase II cis-regulatory region sequence-specific DNA binding; DNA-binding transcription factor activity, RNA polymerase II-specific. The record is from RefSeq and is a predicted model, not a curated record. Gene Ontology annotation, biological process: regulation of transcription by RNA polymerase II. NCBI's taxonomy places the organism in Eukaryota, Metazoa, Chordata, Aves, Passeriformes, Motacillidae. Gene Ontology annotation, cellular component: nucleus.